CAAUGCAUGGCCACUGUUCUAUUUUAAAGCUUUGGCCCUUUCAGGUUGUGAGCAUUUUGCGCUAGUAGCCUGCUAACUAGUGCUAAGCUGCUGACAUGGCUGCUUGUUUGGUCGUUUUUCUCUUGGUUUUAGUCGGCCCUGGGGCUAGCGCUAGCUGCAUUGGUUUGGGUUCAAGAUUGGUCGCUCGUGAUCAAAAUGAAGCAUGGGUUUCAGAUAAUGGCACUUUUGCCUUUGGUUUCGCUUCAGCGGCUACUGCUCGUGACAAAUUCCAAGUGGCAAUCUGGUUCGUAGAUCUUCCUGGUGAUCGAACCUUGGUCUGGUCAGCUAACAGAAACUCUCUGGUCACCAAAAACGCAUUCCUGGAGCUGGACACCACCGGCAACCUAGUCCUAAUAGACGGGUACAGAACAGUCUGGAUGUCAAACACCUCCGACGCAGGCGUUACAUCAGCAAGCAUGGAAGAAACUGGCAACUUCAUCCUCCACUCUAACUCCAACCACUCAGCAUGGCAAAGUUUUGAACACCCUUCUGAUACUUUACUUCCAAACCAGCCUUUAACAGUAUCUCUUGAACUAACAUCAGUACCAAAAUCACCUUCACAAGGUGGCUAUUACUCUCUCAAAAUGUUACAACAGCCCACUUCACUAAGCCUUGCUUUAACAUAUAACUUGCCUGAAACCUAUGAUGCUGCACCUGAAACUUAUGCAAACUAUUCCUACUGGCCUGGGCCGGACAUUUCGAAUGUUACGGGGGAUGUGGUUGCGGUUUUAGAUGAAGCAGGAAGCUUUGGAAUUGUGUAUGGUGAAUCAUCAAAUGGAGCAGUUUAUGUGUAUAAAAAUGAUGGUGACUAUAAUGGAUUAGGUUUCGCUUCAAGUCAAUCAAGUACUCGGUUAUCAGUUCUUCGAAGACUAAUUCUUGAGACUAACGGAAAUUUGAGAUUGUAUAGAUGGGAUAACGAUGUUAAUGGUUCGAGGCAGUGGGUUCCAGAGUGGGCUGCAGUGUCAAACCCUUGUGAGAUUGCUGGAAUAUGUGGUAAUGGGGUGUGUAAUUUGGAUAGAAGCAAGACUAUUGCUUCUUGUUCAUGCUUGCCUUGUACUUCCAAGGCAGGAGGCGAUAACUUCUGCUCGGAGAACUCAUCGUCGAUUGGAAGAUGUGGUUCGAGAAACGCAAAUCAGACAUCUGAGUUCAAGAUUGCAGCAGUGCAGCAAACAAAUUACUAUUUCUCCGAUUUUUCGGUGAUUGCAAACUACAGUGACAUUCCUACAGUGUCAAAGUGUGGUGAUGCUUGCCUAUCAGAUUGUGAGUGUGUGGCUUCUGUUUAUGGGCUUGAUGAUGAGAAUCCUUAUUGCUGGAUACUGAGGAGCUUAGACUUUGGUGGAUAUGAGGACCCUGGAUCCACCUUGUUUGUGAAGGUUAGAGCGAAUGAAUCGAUGACUCUAGGAGGCAAUAAAAGUGGGUCUGAUAAUAGUGAUACAAAAAGGAAGGUUUUGCUUGUACCUAUAGUUCUCAGCAUGACAUUUCUUGUUGUCCUCCUAUGCCUAUUACUAUAUCACAAUGUUCACAAAAAGAGAUCCUUGAGAAGAGCUAUGGAAAGCUCUCCUAUUCUUCCUGGCGUUCCAAUACAUUUUACUUACCGAGGCUUGCAAAUUCGCACCUGCAAUUUUUCACAGCUGCUCGGAACAGGAGGAUUUGGGAGUGUAUACAAAGGAAGCCUUGGAGAUGGAACUUUGGUUGCUGUAAAGAAACUAGACAAGGUUUUGCCUCAUGGGGAGAAAGAAUUUAUAACUGAAGUGAACACCAUAGGCUCUAUGCACCACAUGAACUUGGUUCGUCUUUGCGGGUACUGCUCCGAGGGAUCGCAUCGUCUCCUAGUUUAUGAGUUUCUGAAAAAUGGGUCUUUAGACAAAUGGAUCUUUCCAUCAUAUAGUUUCCGAGACAGACUGCUGGAUUGGUCAACGCGCUUCGAUAUAGCCAUAGCUACUGCGCAAGGGAUUGCAUACUUUCACGAACAGUGCAGGAACCGGAUAAUUCAUUGCGAUAUCAAGCCAGAGAACAUUCUGUUAGAUGAGAACUUCUGUCCUAAAGUAUCAGAUUUUGGACUAGCUAAGUUUAUGGGAAGAGAGCAUUCACAUGUUGUUACCAUGGUUCGAGGAACAAGAGGGUAUUUGGCUCCAGAAUGGAUUAGCAACAGGCCGAUUACUGUAAAGGCUGAUGUUUAUAGUUAUGGGAUGCUUCUUUUGGAGAUUGUUGGUGGAAGGAGAAACCUCGACAUGUCUUUUGAUGCAGAGGACUUCUUUUACCCUGGGUGGGCUUUUAAGGCGAUGACGAAUGAUACGCCACUGAGAGCAGCAGAUCGCAGACUGGAAGGAUCAGUAAAAGAAGAAGAGCUAAUGAGAGCACUGAAAGUGGCAUUUUGGUGCAUUCAAGAUGAGGUCUUCAUGAGACCUUCAAUGGGAGAAGUGGUGAAAAUGCUAGAAGGAUCAAUGGAUAUCAACACCCCGCCAAUGCCCACAGUUUUGGAAUUGAUAGAAGAAGGCUUAGAACAAGUUUACAAGGCCAUGAAGAGAGAAUUCAAUCAAUAUAGCUCCUUCACCACUGCUACUGAUCUUCCAUCAUCUCGUGCUACAUGCAGUAAUUCAACAAUGUCACCUAGAUAGGGAAACCGACACAAUUUUGUUUGUGCAGUUGAUAUCACUCGGUUCAUUUAAGCUCUAGCCUUUUCAUGUUGCAGAUGGAGCCGCCUAAGACAAAAAAAUGAAAGAUACAAGAAAAAAUAAAAAAACAUGUUUAGUUAGAAAAACAAACAUAUAAAAUAAAUUUGUAUUUGAGACAAUUUUACAAUGAAUUUUUAUUUUUUUAAUUUAUAUUUGAUAUAAAAUAAGUAGUAUGAGACAUCUUCAUUUUAUUUUUUUAUUUAUAUUUUUAUUUAUUUAUUUUGA
Messenger RNA from Populus euphratica (Euphrates poplar), 2939 nucleotides. Its product is annotated as G-type lectin S-receptor-like serine/threonine-protein kinase At5g24080. The record is from RefSeq and is a predicted model, not a curated record. Gene Ontology annotation, biological process: recognition of pollen; protein phosphorylation. NCBI's taxonomy places the organism in Eukaryota, Viridiplantae, Streptophyta, Magnoliopsida, Malpighiales, Salicaceae. Gene Ontology annotation, molecular function: protein serine/threonine kinase activity; ATP binding.